Molecule: messenger RNA, 985 nt
Organism: Arabidopsis lyrata subsp. lyrata
Lineage: Eukaryota; Viridiplantae; Streptophyta; Magnoliopsida; Brassicales; Brassicaceae
Product: MATH domain and coiled-coil domain-containing protein At2g42465
Exons: 3
Coding region: 400-846 (148 amino acids)
Source: RefSeq, a predicted model, not a curated record
AUAUUAGAUCAUUUUUUUUUUUGGUCGGAAUCUAUAUUAGAUCAUUUAGCACUCAAAAGGGUUUUUAAUUUAAAUAUUUUCUUAGGUAUGUUCUAGUUGAUCCCAAGGAAAACGAAGAUGACUUGCGUUUGUACCUCUGCGUUCACAAUUCUAAAUCGCUUAUAACUGGAUGGAGAACGCGAGCUAGUUAUCGCUUCCUUUUGUUGAAUCAAUCGGGAAAAGUGCUCUACAGAGCAGCUGAAAUAUCAAGCUUGUUCGAUCUGCGAUAAAAUCCUAGCUUGGGGUAAUAGGACUCUGCCUCUUAGCAAGCUUAAAGAGGAAGGACAUCUAGAGAAUAACAAACUGAUCAUUAAAGUUGAAGUUAAAGCAGGUGAAGAAAGAUAUGUAACUGGCAAGGAGAUGUUUGAAAUCGAAGGUUUUGAGGUUCCUUCAAGUCAGGUUUUUUCUGUCAGCCAGCUUUUCAUGAAACACCCAGACAUUGCAAAUGAUUUCAAACUAAAUGGCAAAGGUCUGAAGACAGCAUACAUGAAUAUUGUCCUCAGCCUCAUCGAGACAUUGUGCAGGCCUCCACUUAGCUUUUCUGAGUCUGAGCUAAGCAACAUUGACAGCGAGUUGAGCGAGCUAAUAGAAGCGGGAUUUAAGCUGGAUUGGUUAAAGACAAAGCUUGAGGAGGUUUCCUUGGAGAGGAAGAAAGCAAUUGCUGAUAAUCUCGGAGUCCAAGAAUUGGAGGAACGCGUCAAGAAUAUGGAGCUGAGUUUGUCGGAUCUCAGAGUUGAACUUGAAAGUGAGAAGGCUCAAUCUGCUGCUGCUGCUUCUAAAAUGUUGUCGUUUUCCGACAUUAUUUGAUGCCAAAAUCAAAUUGAUGAGAGUAAAGAACACAAAAAUGUUUAGGAAAAAUUAGAAUAGACUCUCAUAAGAUUAAAGGUAUAAAUUACAUUCUCUUAUAUAGAGAUGAUGUUAAACUUCUUAAACUUAAUAUAUCAUA